UCCAACAUGUCGGUGUGCGGCAGAAUGAGGAUGUCACCCUCAGCUCUUUGGGGAUUUAAAUGUAUUUUCGCUGCUCGGUUUUCCUCCCGGAGGAUCUUAGCGUGUCUGCCGGGGCUCCGCGGGAGAGGUUACUCAGUGGAGGCUCAGCAGCAGCAGCAGGUGUUGGAUGAGAGGCCUCGGGGCCCUCAGGAUCUCUACAGCGGGCCCCUGGACCACUACACCUCCAUUAUCAGAGAGGGAGCCCUGAAGGAGGAUGAGCACCAGAGAGCUGUGAUGCUGACCCUGGAUCAGCUGCACCAAACACUCAGAGGAUACAGCAACACACACACAUCCCUCUUCUCCAGGACUUGUAUAAGAACGGGCUGCAGAGGGUCAACUUCGUGCCGUUUAUAGCCGUGCUGCAGAGGUAUUGCCAAACUCUCCGCCUGGAUUCGGGGAUAGAUUACCGCCGGAGGAACCGACCGUCCGCUGGAAAACUCUACUUCCUCUCCAGUGAGCCGGACGUCGAGAAGACUUUGGACAAGAAGUUUGAUGAGAUGGCUUUCAAACAGAACGACAUAACGCGGCCCAGGAUGAUGAACGUGAACAACAGGAAGGUGCGUCUGGAGAAAGCGUGUGGGAGCAUCGCUGACUGCAGCUUCGAGGAGCUGUGUGACCGACCUCUGGGAGCCAGUGACUACCUGGAGGUCUCUCGUCUGUUCGACACUCUCUUCAUCAGAAACAUUCCCCUGCUGACGCUCAACAAGAAGGCCCAGGCCCGAAGACUCAUCACUCUGGUGGACGCUCUGUACGACCACAAGGUGAGGGUUGUGAUUCUGGCGGAUCAUCCUCUGGAGGAGCUGUUUGUUCUCGACGGAGAGCACGGACAGGACGAGAGCAACAUCCUGAUGGACGACCUGGGGCUCCGGAGGGAUGAAGCCAGCAGCCUGUCGAUCUUCAGCGGCUCCGAGGAGAUGUUCGCCUUCCAGAGGACGGUCUCCAGACUGACGGAGAUGCAGACGGAGGAAUACUGGACCCAGGGAGACCGGAGCGCCAAAUCCAAGGUGUAACGCUUCAAAGGACACAAACAAAGGAUCCAUGCUGACCCUCACUCCUCCUGCAACUCGGUGCUAACGCCGCACACACAGUAUUCAUUCAAGACUUUCAUUUUGAAAAGCACUUUGUAAAACAGACUUCAUGAAGCGGUCCAACUUUAUUGACUUGUAUACUUCUGUACGGAAGACUUUAUGAGGAUUUGAAGGACACUUGAAUCUCCUCUCAUGGACAUACGAUGCAUCUCGACGAGUGGUUUGAGACUUCCAGUUAUCUCUCUUUGAAGUGAAACAAUAACUACGCCUUCUUUACAGGAAGAAGAUAAAGAAGUGUUAUUUAUGCAGACGGACGGUGAUUACAUCGAGCUGACGAUCCAAAGCGACGUCUAAGUGCAAUAAACCACAACGAGUCAAACUAAGGACAACAACAACAACAACAACAACAGUGCUGACAUGUUUACUACGAACAAGCCAGACCAUAAUAAGUACUGACGCAUGCGUUUUGUGGGGAUUAUUGGCCAAGAUAUAAGAAACAGGGGUCUUUAGUUUGAUCUGAAUAUAGGUAGACUCUCUGCUGUCCUGAUAUCAGAGGGAACUACGGAGGACACUUCAGAGGACCUGACAAAGUGUGUCUUUUGUUAUAUUUAAUAAAGAAAGUUAAUAUAAA
Molecule: messenger RNA, 1698 nt
Organism: Gymnodraco acuticeps
Lineage: Eukaryota; Metazoa; Chordata; Actinopteri; Perciformes; Bathydraconidae
Product: AFG1-like ATPase
Cellular component (GO): cytoplasm; mitochondrion
Molecular function (GO): ATP binding; ATP hydrolysis activity
Source: RefSeq, a predicted model, not a curated record